Messenger RNA from Vanrija pseudolonga, 953 nucleotides. Its product is annotated as putative inositol oxygenase. Gene Ontology annotation, cellular component: cytoplasm. Gene Ontology annotation, molecular function: iron ion binding; inositol oxygenase activity. Lineage: Eukaryota; Fungi; Basidiomycota; Tremellomycetes; Trichosporonales; Trichosporonaceae. Gene Ontology annotation, biological process: inositol catabolic process. The record is from RefSeq and is a predicted model, not a curated record. The transcript has 2 exons. The coding region runs from base 9 to 953 and encodes 314 amino acids.
CAGUCACAAUGGUCCACGCUCCCGAGAUCACCGACUACGUCAAGGACGCGGCGCACAAGCUCGACGUCGUGUCCGACGAGGUUGACGCCGUCAACGUCCUCAAGCUCCAGAACAAGGAGGCGGCUGCUGCGGCCGCCGCCGAGUUUGACGCCGAGUCCAAGUUUGAUGCCGAGAAGGACAAGACGGCCUUCAGGCAGUACGAGGACGCCUGCGACCGCGUCAAGAACUUUUACGCCGAGCAGCACCGCAAGCAGACGCUCGAGUACAACAUCAACAUCCGCAAGCAGUUCCAGAACACUGUGCGCGCGCGCAUGACCAUCUGGGAGGCGAUGGAGCUCCUCGAGAAGCUCGUCGACGAGUCGGACCCCGACACGUCGGUCGGCCAGAUCGAGCACCUGCUGCAGACUGCCGAGGCGAUCCGCCGCGACGGCAAGCCCGACUGGAUGCAGCUUACCGGCCUGGUGCACGACCUCGGCAAGCUGCUGUGCUUCUUUGGCGCCGAGGGCCAGUGGGACGUUGUCGGCGACACGUUUGUUGUUGGCUGCAAGUUCUCCGACAAGAUCAUCUACCCCGAGACGUUCAAGGAGAACCCCGACUACAACGACCCCAAGCUCCAGACCGAGCUCGGCAUCUACGAGCCCAACUGCGGCCUCGACAACGUGCUGCUGUCCUGGGGCCACGACGAGUACAUCUACGACGUGCUCCGCCGCCAGUCGACGCUGCCCAAGGCUGCGCUCUCCAUGCUCCGCUACCACUCGUUCUACCCCUGGCACCGUGAGGGCGCCUACCGCCACCUCAUGAACGCCGACGACUACGAGCAGCUCAAGGCCGUCGAGGCAUUCAACCCCUACGACCUCUACUCCAAGUCCGACUCGCCACCCAAGGUCGACGAGCUCAAGGAGUACUACCAGGCCCUCAUUGACAAGUACAUCCCCGGCGAGAUCGAGUGGUAG